CUAGAUAGGAAUCGUUGGGCGAGGCUCCUCAGCUCUGAUUCCUGGUUCACAUUUCCUCAAGUAACACAUAUUGUUCCUCAGAUGCCAACGACCGCUCGAGAACACCAAGUGUGCAGUUUUUGCAGUCGGGAACUGAAAUAGAAGUAGACGUUCGCCCAGCCAAGAAACCCUAACUGAACCUUUCUUGCCCCAAAGACGAUUCGCCCAAGAUUGGACUUGAAGGAUGUGAGGAGAGGUAGAUAGGAACUUCCCUACCAAACAAUGUUGCCAGCGCGCGAUUCCUUCAUCUUCAAGUUCAGCAAAAAUGCGGAGACCUUCGUCUACAAUCUCCAGUUCGACGUACACCAAGCGAUUCUCUUCCGCAACUCCGAAGAGGUCUGCCCAAGAUCUUCCCGAUGUGCAAACUCGAUUCCAUUCCUUCCUUCUAUAGAUCAACUUAAUUCCAGUAGAAACGGUGGCACUACGCCGGUGACCGCCGCAGGGGCCGCGAUCAGCGGAGAAACUGUUGUGAAGCUAACCGUCUAGAGAGAGAAAGGACUGUUUUCUUGUCUAUCAAAAAUAUUUAGUUAUCAAUUUUAUUUGAGUGGUUCUCUCAAUUAUAUUGAUGUCCUAUUAAUUUCACUGCAUCCGCAGCAAAACAUGAAGAAUACCCCAUGUCCUUAUCUCUCCGUAAGCAAGAUCCAUGACCUGUAUAAUGGAUAUAAAUAGAUGAUGGGAUA
Molecule: messenger RNA, 719 nt
Organism: Linum trigynum
Lineage: Eukaryota; Viridiplantae; Streptophyta; Magnoliopsida; Malpighiales; Linaceae
Source: the annotation of a GenBank genome assembly